CAAUUGUGACACGAGGCGAAGGCGAAGGUCGGAGGGAGUAGGAAUAUAAGGGCGUAGGGCGAAGGGAGCCGGAUAACGAUUGGAAUCCAUCUCAGAGACCUACCACCACCUACGAUACGCACAUUCAAGAAUUUUAUCUGUACAAAUGCCCAAAAAAACGAAAGGAGGAGGCAGCAAGACUAAAUUUAACACAAACGUCUAUCAGGACGGAGAAAUGACGAAUCUCCACCUCGACACCAGACCCUUAGAACCGCUGGUACUUGACAAUGAUGUUGGCAAGAUGACGCAGAAGUUGGAUACCCAGGUCGGCAAAUGCAAAGCGGGAGUUGCAUGGAUCAAUAUACUCGCACUCAGCAAGAGAUUGAAGUUUGGGACCUAUAAUGAUAGGGCCGAGAACGAAACAGAAACUAACAAAUUAGUGACGUCUUUUCGCGAUGGGAUCAUGUCCAUGAAGGACCAGACAGCGAUUCCGAUCAUCAUCGAUAUCGCACGCAUCAAAAAUGCAGACUCGUUGUCGAAGGAUUUCCUUGAUCCGGGGGACGUACCUGAACUCGAACUCGUCGACAAAGACCCUAUCGUGGUCGCAUCGGGACAGCACCGACUUGCUGCCUUAGUGAAAUUCAAACAACAGCUAGACGAUGAGUUCAACGUAAACAAGGUCCAGUUCGAUAUGCGCGUCAUCAUGGGGAUCACGGAGAGUGUUGGAAAAUGGGGGGUGGUCGUAUAUAAUCAAAGUGAGUGGUGUGUUCCGCGCAUGCCACAGUGGCCGGCGCGUGUAUAAGCAGACGCGACAUCACAGAAUGUCCGCCCAGGCCACUGUUCCCAACGCGGACCUCUGACCUUGUUGAUUCUGUAGGGAAGCUGUUAGCGAAGGGUAACGAUGACCUGGCUACUCAUCUGAGUCGCAACAAUGCGUUGCCCGAGUACGGGGAGACCGACGAAGAGGUCAUAAUAACUGCGUUCAAGAGGAUGUUAGUAGCCUACGACGCGGCACCAGAAGAGUCGAAACGUGAUGCAGCAACCACGGCCCUCGUCGAGGUACGG
This is a messenger RNA of Suillus fuscotomentosus, 1044 nucleotides long. RefSeq lists its product as uncharacterized. Lineage: Eukaryota; Fungi; Basidiomycota; Agaricomycetes; Boletales; Suillaceae. Bases 146 to 781 code for a protein of 211 amino acids. The record is from RefSeq and is a predicted model, not a curated record. The transcript is spliced from 3 exons.